CGCCUGUUUGAAAUGAGAUCAAUUGACAUUUGGUCAGUGAGAGAGAGUGUGUGAUUCAGCCAUAUUCAAUCACGCAGUGGUGUCUGGGGAGAUGCCCGUCUCUCUGAAGCAUGUGGAUGCAUGUCUCCCAAUAGCAGCCUUGAAGGUGUUCCAGUGCCACGGACGUACUUUCAUUUUUGAAGGACAGGGGCCAUUUUUCCAAGUGAUCGAUGAGCAGUCCGGCGACCUCUCUGCCCAAGUCCAGGUAUUCAAGCGCAAUCAUGUUCACGGCUUCAUCAGUUUCCCGAGCCCACAGGAAAGCCAUGAUGGCGUGUACUGCGAGUCAAUCAUGGUCUGGGGUGGAAAAUCAUUAAGAGUCAUUAAACUCUCACUUGACCGAAAUUAUAGAGUCACAUUGGCCCUGUCUAGCGCCGAGUUUCUUACUCCGGAUUGGCUUAUGAGCGGAUGCGCUGCUGUUGCAGGACAGUCCAAUACAGCGUUCCUCAUCACUGCAAACAAUGCUCUUUUAAUGGCUAGAUUUGAAGAUGACGAUUGUGCCUCCUAUGGCAAGGCGAUCUGUAUUUACCAGCUUGCAACGAGCGUGAAGUGCAUCUUAUACGCUGCUGACCUCGUGGCUCUUUCCCCUUCGCAUAUCCUGAUUGCCUCGGGAACUGCUUUUGGUGAGAUUGUUGUUUGGUCUUGUUUUAUAACCGAGAGAGACCCAACUCAACUCAAGGCAGUGGGUUCCAUUCACCAUUACUUCACUGGCCACUAUGGGUCAGUCUUUGGAGUGCGAAUUUCUCCGAAUAUUUCUUCCCUCAACGGCGGUCGCUCUGGGAGGUUGCUAGCAAGCUGCAGCGAUGAUCGGACUGUCCGAAUCUGGGAUAUUACCGACUGCGAGUUCAAGUCUUCUCGAGACCCAUCUGCCUACUCUACAGAUGGCUUUGAGCUCAGAAGUACUGGAUAUGGCAGCGGCCUUGGAUCCGAGUCAUGUGUUGCGAGAGCUUUUGGUCAUGCCGCUCGUAUCUGGAGCGUGAACCUAUGCCCAGUGGAAGAGAGUAAUCCGAACACCCUGGGUUUAGUGUCCCGAGGUGAAGAUCGGACCUGUGUAGUGUGGGAACUUGGCUGGGAAACACUGUCUUCUGGUGCCACACAGUAUCGGCUUCGGGAGAUGUCUUCAUCUCAACCCCAUUUGGGAAGGCACAUCUGGGCUCUUGAUCUUUGUGAGCAGGGUGAAGAGACGAAUGUCUAUACUGGCGGUGCUGAUGGGGCUCUGAAAAGUUUCAAAGUCAGGAAGCAUGUGUUUGCCCCGUCGAAGUACAACACCCCUGGCCAACAAAAUCUUUCAACCCAAAAAAGAUCUUCUGACCCUGACGCGCCCAAGACAUUUGAUUUUGUCACUUCAGACUAUCUCAUUGUUUGCUCUUUGCGCAGUGAGCUCCGCCUUGGAUAUAUCAGCCCGAUGGAUAACGCGAACGUUAUAUGGGAGACUCUCUGUACUGCAGAAGAUCUCCGGUCAUAUUCUCUGAUUACCGGCAUUCCUCAGCAAGAAUUGGCUUUGAUUGCCAACUCGCAGGGGUUAGUCAGGUUAUACAAUCAUAGCACCAGAUCGAUCACAGAAUUAGUGAAUCUGGGCCAGCGCCCUCGACGCAUUCUGGUUGCUCACGAGAAGACACAUCCCGAUCACUUUUCGGUCAUUGUGAACUAUUAUGCUGGCGAGGAAGCCAGUUUGGUGACCGUUUCAGGUUGGAACAGCGGUUGCUUGCAAGCUGAGGUGAUACCCUUCAGCCUACCGAAAGCACCAUAUAUACUAAGCGCCGCUUGUUUGAUGCUCAACGGCAAAUACUUGCUGCUUGGUUCUGAGCUUGGAGGUGUGGCAGUGUACCAGCUUACAGGCCUUGGUCUUUCUUCCAAGCCCUUGGUGGACGAGAGGCGAAUCCAUGGCCAUGAGGGCACUACUUGUAUCCGAGCUGUAGAGCCGGCCACGGGUGGGCAGGAACACAUAAUAACAUGCGGGCGUGAUGGCAAUUACUGCUACCACCAAUUAACAGUGGGCAAGUGUGAAAGUGACACAGUCUCUCUUGAAACACUCGAUCGGACCUCUUCUGGCCUCGGCCAGGACCUUUGGGGUGUUUACCUGGAAGACACAACCGGUGAUCUUAUGGUGUACGGAUUUCGAUCGCAAAAUUUUGUUUUACGAAAUGAGACGAGGCAGCAAGACGUCAUUUCCAUCGCUUCGGGCGGCGCUCGAAGGAUCUGGUCAUACAGACCUAGCACCAAAACAACCGAGGCUCUGCUGGCCUGGCUAGACAAGCCCAAUCUGCAAGUCAUGCGAAUUCAAACUGACAUCAACCGUUCCAUUCGGGCCGGUGGACACGGGCGAGAACUCAGAACUAUGGACUCUCUGCGUGCUGUCAAUGGAGGAGCAUUACUUGCUACUGGAGCAGAGGACACGAUCGUACGCAUCUUUGCGGUUUCGGGUCAAGCAAGUGAAGGCCCGUGGGGUUCAUUCAAGUGUCUGCGAAUCUUGGACAAGCACAGAUCUGGGAUCCAACAAGUAAUGUGGUCAAAGGACGGUCAAUAUCUCUUCACCUGUGCUGGACAGGAGGAGCUUUUUGUGUGGGGAAUUCGCUGGCUUCCUUCAUCUGACAUAUGCGUCAAAUUGGUUGCAGAAUGUCCAAAGAGUGACCCAGACUCCGAAAUGCGGAUCACAAGUUUCGACUUGGUGGAAGUGGAAGAAUCCAAUGCUGCAAAGGGGUUCCUUCUCUGUUUGGCUCUGUCCAACUCCGCGAUCAAGGUAUCAGCCAUUCCCUUCGCCCUAAUUCAGUACACUAAUCAGAAAUAGAUAUUCCACUUUUCACCCUCUGAGAAUUUUCGAUUUACUCUGUUGGCUCAGGGUAGAUAUAUGACGAACUGCUUAACCCAAACAAAGAUUUGGAUGAAGGACUCAUCGGUGAGUCUGAUUACAGCAGCAACCGAUGGCUACUUCACCAUUUGGGAUUUGACCGACAUACUCGAAUCAUUCUAUGACAUCUCUUCAUCAAGCCUCAAAGCGAAACAGUCAUUUGAAAUUUCCUCUGUCAUAGCCGAGGAUAUUACAUGUGAGAACAGGUACCAAGUCCACUCAAACAGUAUUAAAGCAAUGGAGGUGGUACCUCUUUCUGAUACCGACGCCCUCAUUGUGACCACAAGUGAUGACAGCUCAGUAACUGCAUCACUCUUGAGAACUCACCCUACGGAUUUUGAUAUCAAUGAGAGUGGUGUCAACGCGCAAGUCUCUACCAUAUCCGUCCCAGACGCUCAUGCAGCAUCUGUGACAGCCCUGAAAGUUCUUCGCCGAGAAGGCAUCACAGCUGCUGGCUCCGGCUCACAAGUCUCGAAGAUGACUUUGGUCACUUCUGGUAAUGACCAUCGCCUCAAGUUCUGGUCCAUUGUCGUGGAUCCCACGAAACAGGGCACAGAAGGGAUUAAUGUGGAAUUUCUGUUGGACAGAUAUAGUGCUGUGGCUGAUAUUGCCUCUCUAAGUUUCCUGCCGGAUUCCGUUUCAAAGGGAAAUUCUGACUACAUUUUGGAAGAGGAAACAGAAGGAAAGCUCCUCGUCGGCGGUGCUGGGAUGGAAAUUUUGGAGACCAGGCUGUGGUGAGGCCUCCGACUGCGUGAUGACACAUCAUGAUUUCUGUAAAUACCAUUCGCUUGCCUAUUUCAGCUUUCGCGUGACAAAACACAAAGCAAGAACAUCAUCAGUGUUAUGAUGGCUGCCUCGUUUGUAGAUUCAUGGCAACCCUGCCCUCCAAGCUCUAGGACACCAAGGGUAGUUAGCC
Messenger RNA from Penicillium brasilianum, 3800 nucleotides. Lineage: Eukaryota; Fungi; Ascomycota; Eurotiomycetes; Eurotiales; Aspergillaceae. The record is from the annotation of a GenBank genome assembly.